Molecule: messenger RNA, 7464 nt
Organism: Homarus americanus (American lobster)
Lineage: Eukaryota; Metazoa; Arthropoda; Malacostraca; Decapoda; Nephropidae
Gene: Nrx-IV
Product: neurexin-4-like
Exons: 23
Coding region: 51-3845 (1264 amino acids)
Source: RefSeq, a predicted model, not a curated record
UUUGAGGGCUAGUGUGACGGGGUGUACGCAUGGCCAGCUGAAAAAAAACCAUGAAUUACCACUAUUUGAGGCUCGUCUGGCUCUUUUUCCUACCAUCAUGGGUUUAUUCAGAUUAUUGCGAGUAUCCACUGUUGGAUUCUUCCUCACUGACGGCCUCCUCAGAACUUGUCACGAGGGAAGCAGAUAAAGCCAGAUUGUAUGAAACUACUGCAUGGACAGCAAAAAAUGCUGACUACUUACAGUACCUUGAGGUGGACCUUGGUGAUACCAUGAACAUAACCGCCAUUGCCACUCAAGGCCGCGAAGAUUCAAACGAAUAUGUAACUGCAUACACCAUCGAGUUUGGACGUGAUGGGACCCUCUUCUCCAUUGUUAAAGGCUUUCAUGGCAGUGUUUGGGCUUUCCCAGGUAAUACAGAUGGUAAUACUGUAGUAACAAAUUUGUUUGACACCCCAAUCAUUGCUCGCUAUAUUCGCAUCAAACCUACAAGAUGGCGCGAUCGCAUCUCCCUCCGACUGGAGUUAUACGGCUGCAAAUACACACCAGAAUCAAUCAGUUUUAAAGGGAAUUCUAUGGUCGUGAUGGAUGUUUCUCGAUUUCCCAUCACCUCCCUGAGAGACCACAUCCGCUUCAGGUUCCGCACAACAUUCCCCGAUGCCAUGCUCAUGUAUGGCCGUGGAACACAGGGAGAUAUCUUGUCACUACAGCUGGUGCAGAACAGGAUGGUGCUUAGUUUAAACCUUGGUUCAAAGUUAAUGACGUCAAUAUCGGUGGGGUCACUGCUGGACGACAACGCCUGGCACGACGUGGAAAUCAGAAGAGAGCAGAGGAAUGUGACUUUCCUUGUGGAUCGUGUGAGGAUAGACGACGUAAUCCUCGACGAUUUCAAAAGACUCGAUCUAAACCAAGAGGUGUAUAUUGGAGGUGUACCGAACAGACAGCCAGGCAUGAAGGCUCGGGCCAACUUCACUGGCUGCAUGGAAAACCUGUUCAUCAACGGCACCGCCAUCAUCCCCGAGAUGCGAGACGCCGACGACUACUACUCUUCCUACUACAAACGACCCAAGUACACUAUGAUCAACACCAAUCCAACGUGUCCGUUUGGAGACUCAUCAGAUCUGACCCUCACCUUCCUCAAGCGAGAAGCUCAUUUACGAUAUCCAGCAGUUGAAGAUCUGCGCUCAGUUAAUGUUUCCCUAGAGUUCCGCUCCUAUGAAGGGAAGGGUGUGCUCAUUUAUCAUAAAUUUACCACGUCAGGGUAUUUCAAGCUUUAUUUAGAUGAAGGGAAAGUUAAAGUGGAUAUUUCAGCAGCACAAACACCAGGCAAGGUAGUGCUGGACAACUUCGAUGUGUCGUACAGUGAUGGUCUUUGGCAUAAGGUGAUGUUUACCAUUGCCAAGAACAGCAUGGAGCUUACUGUUGAUGAUGUGCCCAUGAAAACAGUGCGAAUUAUCUCCAUCUCCUCUGGGAAAAAUUUCCUCAUAGGAGGGGGUGUCUACGGCACAAGCGGCUUCUUGGGCUGCAUGAGGCGGAUAUCUGUGGUUGGAUUCAUGCAGAGGCCCAAAUACGAAGAAAUCAGUGACAUGAAGGGUGUGGUGUUGGCAGCCUGUCAAAUUAUGGACCGGUGUAACCCUAAUCCCUGUGAGCAUCAUGGACGCUGCAAGCAAAACUCUCACGAAUUCUUUUGUGAUUGUACCGGCACUGGCUACUCAGGGGCUGUCUGUCACACCUCCCUGAAUCCAAUAUCAUGUGCUGCUUACGGUAUACAGAACCCCGGCUCCAAACGUGCUGAGGUGUAUAUUGAUGUGGAUGGCUCUGGGCCUCUUGUGCCAUUCCCUGUCACCUGCGAGUUUUAUAAUGAUGGUAAAGUGUUGUCUUCCCUGAGCCACAAACAUGAGAAGAUGACCACUGUGGAUGGGUUUGAGAGGAGAGGAUCGUAUGUACAAAAUAUAAUCUACGAUUCUGGCAUGGAGCAGAUUGAGAUUUUCGUCAACCGCUCUUCCAAGUGUAGGCAGCGCAUCCACUACGAGUGUCUCAAGGCAAAGCUCUUUAAUUCCCCAUCUUCAGAAGAUGAAGAUUUCCAGCCGUUCACGUGGUGGGUGUCGCGCAACAACCAGCCCAUGGACUACUGGGGUGGGUCACUGCCAGGCUCCCGGAAGUGUGAAUGUGGACUCAUGGGGACCUGUGUUACCAACAAGUGGUGUAAUUGUGAUGCUGGUUUGGAGUCUUGGCUUUUUGACAGUGGUGAGUUGACCGUGAAGGAACAUCUCCCUGUACGUCAACUACGGAUAGGUGAUACUGGCUCCCCUCUGGAUGGCAAAAAGGCUAGAUACACCCUUGGUCCCCUUGUCUGUGAGGGCGACAAUAUAUUUGACAAUGUGGUGACGUUCCGUAGGGCUGACGCUACCAUAAAACUUCCCCGCUUUGACAUGGGCCAUUCAGGUGAUAUAUACUUUGAAUUCAAGACCACAUCUCGUGAUGGUUGUCUUAUCCAUGCCAAAGGACCUAUGGAUUACAUGAAAGUCUCCAUUGAAGGUGGUAUGCAACUCCAGUUCCAAUACCAGGCUGGCUCUGGUCCAAUGAGUGUCAGUGUGGAAACUGCAUAUGUGCUCAACGACGACCUAUGGCACACGGUGGUGGUGGAACGCAAUCGUAAAGAGUCGCGUAUGAUCAUUGACGGCGGACGGAAGGCUGUGAUGAAGGAACCGGCCGGACCUGUUCGUGCCAUAUAUCUGGAUUCUGACUUUGUUGUUGGAGCUACAGUGGAUUACCGCGAUGGAUUUGUUGGAUGUAUCCGAGCCCUUGUUCUGAAUGGGGAACUGCAGGACUUACGAGGAAGAGCUGAAUCUGGAAUGUACGGUGUUCAUGCCGGGUGUGUUGGCAAGUGUCAGUCCAACCCCUGCCUCAACAACGGCACCUGUCAUGAGGGAUAUUCCUCUUAUGAGUGUGACUGUCGAUGGACUGCAUUUAAGGGACCCAUCUGUGCUGAUGAGAUUGGUAUCAAGAUGUUAACAGACACAAUGGUCAAAUACGUGAUCCCAGGCACGUACAAAUCCACUAUCGCCGAGAAGAUUCGCGUUGGGUUUACGACCACUAAUCCCCGAGGUUUCCUAAUGGGGCUGCACUCGAACAUCACCGGAGAGUAUCUCACACUGGCCAUAUCAAAUUCUGGUCAUUUAAAGGUUACUUUUGAUUUUGGAUUUGAGCGACACGAGAAGGUUUAUGGGAAGCGAACGUUCCAUGAGGGCCAAAACCAUGAUGUGAAGCUAUACAGAUCAGAGUCUGGAAGGCAGCUUACUAUGCAGGUGGACAACUAUGAGCCCAUUACGUGGAAUUUUGAUGUGAAAGGAUCAGCCGAUGCCCAGUUUAACAACAUACAGUACGUGUACAUCGGAAAGAAUGAAACUAUGGCUGAGGGCUUUGUCGGGUGCAUCUCUCGUGUUGAGUUUGACGACAUCUACCCCCUCAAGUUUUAUUUCCAACAGGACCGCCCAACUACAGUUAUUGCAGAGUCAACAUCAACCAUCUUCGAGGACUACUGUGGGAUUGAACCCAUACGAUACCCAGAAGAAGAAACGGAAACACGGCCUCCACCGGAGGUGUCGGAGGAAGUGCUCAUGGAAAUGUACUCAGACAACUCGGCAGUCCUUGGAGGAGUUCUUGGGAUCAUUUUUCUCGCACUGCUGUGCAUGGGGUUCUUAAUUGGACGCUACAUGGCAAGGCACAAAGGUGAUUACCAGACACACGAGGCUGAUGGUGCAGAUAGUGCCCCUGAUGCUGACUGGGCUGUGCAGAACUCCACCACUGGUCACCAGGUCAAGAAAAACAUGGAAAUGUAUAUAUAACACAGACAUAAUUGUCGUCUACAUAAAAGACAGACACAUCAACAAACAUCUGCGCAUUCACAUCAAGAAAGACCACUGAAGUUUUUAUGCUUCACAAAGUUUCUCUAUUUCAUAAUAUUCACAUAUAAUAAAAACAUGAGAUGAUAGGCAAGGGAAUGGGACAAAUUGUCAGGAGCAACAUUUGGAGGAUUCAGCCAUUAGAGCUCUUUAGCCCCAAUUUAUAGAUUAAAGAGUUAGUAAGAUUGUUUUUAUCAGUAUUUAUUGUGCAUUAUUCACAGGUUAAUUAAGACUGGAUGUUAAAUUUUUUUACAUUGAUCAGGAUUACUUCACAUUAGCUUAUUAGCUCUGCUUACAUUUGUUGAUAUAUUUCCUCACCUUGAAAUGAGGACCAGUUUUUCUCAUAAGGGAUAGUGUUGUGUAAUCAGUCAUGUUCAUAGAAUAGAUGUUCUUGUCUGACAGUGGUAGAUCAUUUUGUGACUAGUCCCAGGCAAGCACUUUAUUAAAUCAAGUUGCUUGGAAUUUUUUUACUUUUUUUUUUUAGGACCAGGAUUUACUGUAAUCGUUAAGCAUGUUUUAAGACCAGGAUUGCUGCAUUUGGUGUUCAUUAUAUAUUUUUCACCAUAUUUGAAAUUACUCUUAUAUGGGAGAUUCCAGAUGUGUAAGUUAAUAGUGCUUUUAAUGUGUACAUAAUUUGGAAAUAGAGGAUUGUGUUGCUUCUCAGGAAUCCAAAAGUUCUUGAUUUUAUAGCUUUAAUAUAUUUUGUGCAAGAAUCUUAAAGUGAAUGCUCGUUGAGUGUCAGUAGGUCUCGAGUAAAUUAUCUACUGAUGGGUAGUGUUCUUUCGAGUGAUGUGCAGCAUUCAAUUUUAUUUUAAAUUAAAAAAAAUGGCUGAUGAAAUUGGUAAUGUUGGAGUAAUUUUAAGGACAGUUAUUUUGGUUUAAAGUAACAUCUCAUGUUGGAAUUGGGAAAGAAUGCAGCUGGACUGAAGUGAUAUUUCUGUGUACUGAUAAAAGUUAAUCCUAUCCAAUGAGGAAAUUCAUUAUUGGGAGUAUCACUUCAAUUACGUAAACUGCAGCUGUAGGUUAUUUUUUUUUUUUUACGAUAUAUAAAUAUAGGAAACAAAAUAUGAAACAUCAGAAAUAUGUACUGUUACUUUCUACAGUUAGUUUUAAAGUUGGAAGGUAUUACCACUGUAUUGAAUAUUUUGUGUUUCUGCACAAAACUAACACCAGAGUAUUUUAAUGUAUUAAAAUAACCCUUUUAUGAAGAAAAUACUGUAGAUUUAUUGUAAUAAAUCUCCUUAAUUUAUAUGGUUAAUGCUUUAGGAUGUUAAAGUAAAUGACAUAUUGAAAUAUCUAUAAGGACCUUACUGAAGGGUGUGUACAGUUCUUUACUUUUAUCCUUCAUCUUACUACUGCAAAAUAAAAUAAAUAAAUAAAUAAAUAAAUCACUUCAUGAAAGGUGAUGUAAGACAUAAUCUGUCUAAAUUAAAGAGAAUAAUGCUUCUUUUAAUUACAGUACCAUUAUUUUAAAAUUAGGUAGUUCUUACAAAUAUUCCAACUCCAGAUAAUUUAAAAAUAUAAACAUCACUUUAAAGAGGUUUUAAUAUUCAUUGUUAAGGUUGUUAUUUUUCUUUCUUUCUUUUGUGAUGAUAACUUUUAUUUAGAGUUUUGUAAUGUUCUAUUUUAUCUUCCAUGGCUUUAUCUCAUUGUACUGGGGAUUUUUCUUCUGUGAUUACUACAUUCCAUACCUGUACUACAACUGUACUUUUUUCUCUAUUUUUUAAUAGACACAAGGUCUCAACUAAAUUCUAAGAACUUAGGUCCUGUAAGGUGAAAAAAAGAGAGAGAGAUAGUGUAUGUGGAUUAUGUAGAUGGCACCUCACAGGCACUGGUUAGACUGCAAAUUUGGGUAAGCUUGAACCAUUUGUAGUUGUUUUAUGUAUUUAGUUAUUAUUAUUGAAGUUAUAACCUGGUCAGCUGGAAAUUACCAUUGGCAGUUUGAGAUUGGUAGUACAGUUAACCACAAAAGUCCUGUGGCCACUCCACUCCAGCUGUUUGUAGUUCAGAAGGACUUUUGUGGGUGACUGUACAUUGUACUGUGUAGUGAGCCUUGUAUAUGAAGUUCAUUCUUCAUAAUUUAGGUUGUAGUUACAAGUUUAAGUUCCCUCAUACAAAUUUACAGCUCUUACGUCCAUAAAGUACUGUAAACGUGUGAUUCUCCAGUAAAAUAGAUUUAGAUUAUUACAAGUAUUGAGAGUUUGCUUGUAGAGGAUGUGUAAUGUUGUUAAGGAUGAGGAAAUUGAUUUAGAGUAGUUGGUGAAAGCAUGGAGAAACAGAACUAGUUUUAUCAGUAUAUAAGAAUAGAAAUAGAGUAUUUUCCAGUAUUUUGGGCAAUAAUGUUCAUGUGUUUUUAGCUUGGCUCUGCAGUGUGGAGAUAACUAUUUAUACUACCCUUGGCAUCAGCAUUCUUACAGUAAAGAUCAUGGUAAAUGCAGUAAGUGUCAUAAUCAGACCAGUUCAGAUUAACAUUUGUAGUGAGUGGCUAGAAUUGCUGUAGCAGUAACAUCCUAGUAUCAGUGUACCUCAAGAAUUUAAUUCAUGUAACUUGAACAUUUGUGGAAUUAGUACAGAACUAAUUUUUGCCAGAUGUACGGAAAUGCAUGUUUUUAUUUGUUGUGAUAUUCACUAUAUUUCCUGGCACAGGUAGUAUUGCCAAGUCAUAAUAAUCAAUGACAGAUUCAGAUGAAAUGACAGGUAGCUUAUGGAACUCUAUUGCAUAAUUAAGGAAAAGAUCCACAUUAAAGAACAUUGUUUGUUAAAAGACAUAUACAGUACCAUGAGGCGAUUUUAUAUGGUUGAUGGUAAUAGUUAUAAUAUCUUUGAAUGAUUAGGACUUGAGUUAAGAGUUAACUUAUAAACUUUCAUACCACCUGGAUCAGUAUUACAGUACGAUAUGAAUUGUGCCAAUAUCACUUGCACCCAUUAGAUAUCACACUUCAUUUUGUAGGUCAUUGUCUGUCUGUAAAAUGAGUUACCUGUGAAAGAGGCACUUAACUUUUGUAGUAUAGUAUUUAUUUAAUGGAAAAGGCAUGUGAGGCAUGUCUGGUCUUAUAACAAAGAAUGUACUUUUUUAUGUACAAAGUCAAUAUACUGUACCGUAAUUUACUUCACAUAGCAUUAUUAAUUGAUGCAACUGUUACUGAAGGUCGACCAACCACGGCUCUCGAGUUGAACAUGUGUUUUUCCGAUGUUUUAGACAAUUUUCUUCUAUGACAUUUGCGAAGGAAACAUAGAAGAAAAAGAGUCUUAAAAGUGUCUAAACCAUUGGUAAAACACAUGUUCAACUCGAGAGCCGUGGUUGGUUGAAAUUACAAAUUGACUGCUCUUGAUUCUGUUGUUCCCAAUUUGAAAUAUUGUUUAAAACUUGCUCCCCCCCCCCAUUAGUUAUUCUAUUAUUCACUUUCCUCCUCUAAUAAUAGGUUUAUGUAAGACUGGUAGUUUCACAUGGAGACUACUGACCUAUGUUUGACAUGUAAUGACAUCAUUACAUAAACUUGUAUGUAUACUGUACAUGUAUAAUGUAUACCUUUAGGAAAUAUAUUUUGUACCAAAUUUAUGA